CCGAAAACCCUAGCCGAGAAGGCUUCAUUGGAUUGCAGGACGGCGAUAGAAGGAAGGCUGCGCCGGAAGGAGCAUCCGAGAGAUGGACGGCUUCAGCGGCUUCUUCGUCGACGAGAAAGCUGUUCGCGUUGAGAAUAUCUUCCUGGAAUUCCUCAAGAAGUUUAAGCUUGAUCCGAAUGCUGUCGAUCCCUUCUAUGACUCGGAGAUUGAGGCAAUGAAAUCCAAGGAAUCGACCACCAUGUAUGUGGACUUCACCCAUGUCAUGCACUUCAACGAUAUCCUGCAAAAGGCCAUCUCCGAAGAAUAUCUCAGAUUUGAGCCCUAUUUGAGAAAUGCUUGCAAGAGAUUCGUCAUGGAGCACAAAUCAGGGGAGAAUAGAGCUGCUAUAAUUUCCGACGAUAACCCUAACAAGGACAUCAAUGUUGCUUUCUACAACAUCCCGUUGUUGAAGAGAUUGAGAGAUUUGACGACUUCUGAGAUCGGGAAAUUGACUUCUGUGAUGGGAGUAGUCACCCGAACCAGUGAGGUCCGGCCUGAGCUCCUUCAAGGAGCUUUCAAGUGCAUGGAAUGUGGAGGCAUCAUCAAGAAUGUAGAGCAGCAAUAUAAAUACACUGAGCCCAUAAUCUGUAUCAACGCGACUUGUCAAAAUCGCACUAAAUGGGCACUACUUCGGCAAGAUAGCAAGUUCACAGACUGGCAAAGAGUAAGGAUGCAGGAGACAUCUAAAGAGAUACCUGCAGGUUCUCUUCCUCGAUCGCUGGAUGUAAUCCUUCGACAUGAGAUUGUCGAGCAAGCAAGGGCUGGAGACACCGUGAUUUUUACAGGUAGCGUGGUUGCUAUACCAGAUGUGAUGGCAUUAACUUCGCCAGGCGAGAGAGCCGAGUGCCGGAGAGAAGCAUCUCAGAGGAGAAAUGCUGCCGGCGGUAAUGAAGGUGUUAGGGGACUUAGAGCUUUGGGAGUGAGAGAUCUAUCAUACCGCCUUGCUUUCAUUGCAAAUUCAGUGCAGUUGGCUGAUGGUAGAAACAAUAGCGACAUUAGGGACAGAAGGAUGGAUGGUGAUGAUGUCGACAGGCAGGAAUUCACGCAAGAAGAAGAAGAAGAGGUUGUGCGAAUGAGAAACACCCCUGAUUUCUUUAACAAAAUAGUUGACAGCAUUUGUCCGACAGUUUUUGGUCAUCAGGAGAUAAAACGAGCUGUUCUUCUUAUGCUGCUGGGUGGUGUGCACAAGUUAACCCAUGAGGGUAUCAAUCUUAGGGGAGAUAUUAAUGUCUGCAUCGUUGGAGAUCCUAGCUGUGCGAAGUCUCAGUUCCUUAAGUACACUGCUGGCCUGGUUCCUCGAUCUGUUUAUACAUCCGGUAAAUCUUCAUCUGCUGCAGGAUUAACAGCAACUGUUGCCAAGGAGCCAGAAACUGGCGAGUUCUGUAUUGAGGCCGGUGCACUAAUGCUUGCCGAUAAUGGAAUAUGUUGCAUUGAUGAAUUUGAUAAAAUGGACAUCAGGGACCAGGUUGCCAUACAUGAAGCAAUGGAACAACAAACAAUAAGCAUUACAAAAGCAGGCAUUCAAGCAACAUUGAAUGCCAGAACAUCCAUUCUUGCUGCAGCAAAUCCUACUGGUGGACGUUACGACAAGUCAAAGCCUUUGAAGUAUAACGUGGCUUUACCUCCAGCUAUUCUUUCGAGAUUUGAUUUAGUAUAUGUUAUGAUCGAUGAACCGGACGAGAACACCGACUACCGUAUCGCCCAUCAUAUUGUGAGAGUGCAUCAGAAACACGAAGAAGCAUUAUCCCCUUCUUUCACCAACGCGGAAUUGAGACGCUAUUUAGCUUAUGCGAAGUCAUUAAAACCUCAGCUGAGCACUGAAGCUAGAAGGGUGCUGGUUGAAUCAUAUGUAGCUCUUCGCAGAGGCGAUGCAACUCCUGGAAGCAGGGUUGCUUAUAGGAUGACUGUGCGGCAGCUCGAGGCGCUGAUCAGGUUGUCGGAAGCCAUUGCUAGAAGCCACUUGGAUACAUUGGUUCUUCCAGCUCAUGUUCUCAUGGCAGUGAAGCUGCUCAAGACAUCUAUUAUAAGUGUUGAAUCAAGCGAGAUUGAUCUAUCUGAUUUUCAAGAUGAGGCUGAGGACAAUAGAGAUGGUGCUCAAGAUGCUGCAGAAGCACCUUUAGAUGAUGGUCAAGCAUCAGGAAAUGGUGGUGAGCAAGCAACUGAUAGUCGACAGAAGAAGAAGAUGGUAAUAACUGAAGAGCAUUUUCAAAGAGUUACUCAAGCGCUGAUCAUGCGUCUCAGACAGCACGAAGAGACAGUAAUGCAAGAUGGGAGUGGUUUGGCUGGUAUGAGGCAGGGGGAUCUCAUUGUAUGGUAUGUGGAGCAGCAGAAUCUUCAAGGAACGUACAGUUCUACUGAUGAGGUGCGUGAAGAGGUCAAAUGCAUCAAGGCCAUCAUUGAGAGGCUGAUACACAGGGAAGGCCAUCUGAUUUUGAUAGAUGAUGGAUCAAGUUCAGCUGCAGCCUCGACCGAAGCCGGAGAGGCGAGGAGACCUUCUAGUGAGAACAGGAUUCUAGCUGUGGCUCCUAAUUAUGUAAUUGAUUGAAUUGAAGCUUUAGCUCUUAGAAUGAGAAAUUGAAAUUUCUUGUUAUUGUUUAGUAAUAUGGUUUGUAAUAUUGUAUUAACAAUACAAUAUUAGCUUAAAAAAAUGGAGGCUGGCAGAUUGAGAUUUGCAGUUUAUAUGAAUUUGUUGAAGUAAGU
Messenger RNA from Phalaenopsis equestris, 2739 nucleotides. Its product is annotated as DNA replication licensing factor MCM6. Gene Ontology annotation, cellular component: nucleus; MCM complex. Gene Ontology annotation, molecular function: single-stranded DNA binding; single-stranded 3'-5' DNA helicase activity; ATP binding. NCBI's taxonomy places the organism in Eukaryota, Viridiplantae, Streptophyta, Magnoliopsida, Asparagales, Orchidaceae. Bases 83 to 2584 code for a protein of 833 amino acids. The transcript is spliced from 18 exons. Gene Ontology annotation, biological process: mitotic DNA replication; double-strand break repair via break-induced replication; DNA replication initiation. The record is from RefSeq and is a predicted model, not a curated record.